AUUCGGUGUACCAACUGUCAGUAAGACGAUCAGUAAUCUCACUAACACCAACCCUCUACGCCAAAAGGUAAGACAGUGCGAACCUGCAUUGUGAAAAGGGUAAGGAUUGGCUGUAUUGUGAUACGACAUGGUCCCUCAAACAAUUGCAUGCUUACCUACCCGUCAAUCCCCGUGAUUAUAUCCUUGAGAUGACAAACCAUGAAGAAAAAAAUAGUUCAAAACAUCCAGAAUGUGAAAAUCUGAUAUAAGGAAAUCUCUCACCGAACUCUAAAUGCACAACUUCGUCGUGGUCUUUCUCCCUUUAUUGUCCUCGGAACCGUAAUGAUGUCCAUCACUUGUGAUGCUUUCAACGACUAAAGACCAUUACUCUCGGGGGGUUUACAUUGGGGAAUUUCUAACCGCCAACCGGAGAAAAUGACGUAUUACGAACCGAACACGCCAGAAACAGGCGGCCCCCUGGCUGUGUCAACAUUAUUCGGAGUCAUCGCUUUGCUUUCUUGCGUGGCCCGAGCAUGUAUCAUAAAGCAAAGAGGCGAGAAGUUUCACCCGCAGGAAUUAUACCUGCUAAUUGCUCUGGUGCUGGUGUUCUCGUCUCUCGGUCUUCAGUGGGCUUGCGUUGUCAGGGGUGGAACCGGUAGACACAUUGGCGACAUAAACAGGUUAGAUGCAGUUCUUACCCUUAAACUUAUCAUCCCAUUUGAGGCGUUAUACGGUGUAACCCUUAUGUUCGUGAAGUGGUCUAUUUUACUUUUUUAUCAACGCGUAUUCGGUGCCAGCAAGUCGAUAUGGUGGGUUACAUACGCAGUUAUGGCGAUCAUCUUUUUAUGGAUGGUUUCGGUUAUCCUCGAGACAUUUCUCCUCUGCCGACCUCUCGCAUACAAUUGGGAUACAUCCAUCGAAGGUAGCUGCGGAGAUCGUAAUACUGUUUACGUUGUGGCUGGCGCCACCAACAUGGCCACGGACUUUAUGGUCUUGUUGGUCCCCGUGCCAAUCAUUUGGAAGCUGAAAAUGCCGGUCUCGCAACGGGUCGGUCUUAUGGCCACAUUUGGCCUUGGUCUCUUUAUCACAGCAAUUUCCAUAAUACGUCUCAAGUCCCUCAUAGAUAUCUCCUUUACCGAUCCGACAUGGACAUUGCCGAUGGGAUUACUCUGGACUGUCCUCGAACCCGAGCUAGCCAUCCUCGUCGCGAACUUCCCCUUCAUGAGGCCAUACCUUUCUAAAUUAUUUCCGAAGGACUGGUCAAUGUCGCCUUCGUCAUGGAGGAGUCGCAAAGAGGACCGUGAAAAUUUCGAAAGGCUCGAAGCCGACAGGGCAGCCGUGCCACUACAAACUAUUGGUGGCGGAUGGACAGGGGGGUCAAGUUCCGCUGCUGCCGCUGCAAAACCAAAGCCAAGAAGCAGUGAGACGGCGGAAAGUGAUGGGACUGGCUCGGAGAAAGAACUGACGAGUAGUUCGAAUGCUGGCAUUGGAGUGGAUACCAUGUGGUCAGUUAGUAGAGAAUAAUUCUACAUUAAGCAUACAUCCAAGUUCCCAGCAGCCGCAAGUCUUCAAAUCUGGCUAGGCAGGUAUUGUCUUAGCCCCCAAGAGGGAACUAAAUUGUGACCCCCAAUGCAUAAGACGCGGGAAGCAUGACAAGGGUCGUGUCUAACACUAGCCUACCAGCUAAGUCGCUGGGAAUCAUUCUG
Messenger RNA from Hypoxylon trugodes, 1685 nucleotides. RefSeq lists its product as uncharacterized. The record is from RefSeq and is a predicted model, not a curated record. Lineage: Eukaryota; Fungi; Ascomycota; Sordariomycetes; Xylariales; Hypoxylaceae. Bases 415 to 1503 code for a protein of 362 amino acids. The transcript is spliced from 5 exons.